UCAAUCAUGAUGGAUGAGGAUGAUGGAUUGAGUGAAAGAGGUCUCAGCAACUCCAGGAAGAGAUAUGAUGAUGAUGAAGACUACCAUUCCAUUUACAUCGGGGUGCCAAUGCCACGGGGCUACAGGAGGAAAAGGCGCAGACGGAGAUCCACCUCCAGCCGGGAUAAAACCAGCGAGAAUGAAAGGCUCUACGAGCGCCAGGACCGAUCAGAUACCGAUGAAGGAGGGCAAGCAAUGACAGGUAGGCUCUGGCCACUUUUGUCUCCAGCUGCUGAACGCCUUCGUUACAUCCUGGGUGAAGACGAUGACCCUCCAAACCCCACCCUGUUCACUGAGAUGGACACACUGCAGCACGACGGGGAAGAAAUGGAGUGGAAAGAAUCUGCCAGGUGGAUAAAGUUUGAAGAAAAGGUGGAAGAAGGAGGGGAGAGAUGGAGCAAACCUCAUGUGUCAACGUUAUCUUUGCACAGCCUGUUUGAACUACGCACGUGUCUACAGACAGGGACGGUGCUCCUAGACUUAGAUGGCUACUCCUUACCACAGAUCAUCGAUGAUGUUAUUGAAAAGCAGAUAGAGGAUGGUCUGCUCAAGCCAGAGCUGAGAGAGAAAAUAAGUUACGUGCUCCUGAGGAAACACCGCCACCAGACCAAGAAGCCAAUCCACCGAUCCUUGGCAGACAUUGGCAAAUCGGUCUCGUCCAACACAAAUCGCAGUCCUGUCCGGAGCCCAGCAGCAGGGGCCAGCUUCCACCGCUCCACCGAAGAUCUUAGAAUGAGACAGAACGCAAAUUAUGGACGUUUACGCCAUGCGCAAAGCAGAAGCAUGAAUGACAUUACAGAUACACCAAGCACAGAUCAGCUAAAAAAUAAAUUCAUAAAGAAGAUCCCCAAAGAUGCGGAAGCCUCCAAUGUCCUGGUGGGAGAGGUGGACUUCCUGGAGAAGCCAUUCGUGGCAUUCGUGAGGCUCAUACAGUCCACCAUGCUGGGCGGGGUGACGGAAGUUCCCGUCCCCACUAGGUUCCUUUUUAUUCUCCUGGGUCCUUCAGGAAAGGCAAAAUCCUACAAUGAAAUCGGCCGAGCUAUCGCCACCCUCAUGGUAGAUGACCUUUUCAGUGAUGUGGCCUACAAAGCCAGGGACCGAGAUGACCUGAUUGCAGGAAUAGAUGAGUUUCUGGAUGAAGUCAUUGUCCUCCCGCCAGGGGAGUGGGAUCCAAACAUUAGAAUAGAGCCACCCAAAAAAGUACCUUCCGCUGAGAAGAGGAAAUCAGUGUUCUCGCUGAACGAAGCAGGGCAGAUGAACGGCACCGCGGGAGGAGCGGCAGGAGGGGGCGGCGGCGGAGGUGGAGGGGGCGGCAGUGGCAGUGACGACGGAGAAAUGCCAGCUGUUCAUGAAGUUGGGGAAGAGCUUGUCUGGACAGGCAGGUUUUGCGGCGGCCUGUAUUUGGAUAUCAAGAGGAAGCUGCCCUGGUUCCCCAGUGAUUUCUACGAAGGCUUUCAUAUCCAGUCUAUCUCCGCCAUCCUCUUCAUUUACCUGGGCUGCAUCACAAAUGCCAUAACAUUUGGGGGGCUGCUUGGUGAUGCUACAGACAACUACCAGGGGGUCAUGGAGAGCUUCCUCGGCACGGCGAUGGCGGGCUCCCUGUUCUGCUUCUUUGCCGGGCAGCCGCUCAUUAUCCUGAGCAGCACAGGGCCCAUCCUCAUCUUCGAAAAGCUACUCUUCGACUUCAGCAAAGGCAACAGCAUAGACUACAUGGAGUUCCGUCUGUGGAUCGGCUUACACUCUGCCCUACAGUGCCUUAUCUUGGUGGCUACAGACGCCAGCUUCAUUAUAAAGUACAUCACACGCUUCACUGAGGAGGGGUUCUCCACCCUCAUCAGCUUUAUAUUCAUCUAUGAUGCUAUCAAGAAGAUGAUCGGCGCCUUUAAGUAUUACCCUAUCAAUGCAGACUUCAAACCAGACUACGUGACUAUGUACAAAUGCGAAUGCAUUGCUCCUGACCCAGUGAAUACAACAUUGUUCAAUGCUUCAGCUCCGCUGGCACCAAACAACACUAACAUUUCUGUGUACAAUGCUAUUAAUGUAACAGCUCUGGACUGGACCCAGCUGAGUAAGAAGGAAUGUCUAAAGUAUGGCGGAAGCCUAGUAGGGAAAUCCUGUAAAUUUGUUCCUGACUUAGCCCUCAUGUCCUUCAUCCUCUUCUUUGGGACUUAUUCCAUGACUGUAACGCUGAAGAAAUUCAAGUUCAGUCGCUACUUUCCUACAAAGGUCAGGGCCUUCAUUGCUGAUUUUUCCAUUGUCUUCUCCAUUCUGCUGUUCUGUGGAAUAGAUGCCUGGUUUGGCCUGGACACUCCAAAGCUGCAUGUUCCCAGUAUAAUUAAGCCCACUCGCUUAGAUCGAGGAUGGUUUGUGUUCCCAUUCGGUAAGAAUCCAUGGUGGAUCUACUUGGCCAGCGCCCUUCCAGCUCUGCUGGUUACCAUCUUGAUCUUCAUGGACCAGCAAAUCACAGCUGUCAUAGUCAAUAGGAAGGAGCACAAACUGAGGAAAGCGGCAGGCUAUCACCUGGACUUGUUCUGGGUGGGGGUCCUGAUGGCCGUGUGCUCAUUCAUGGGGCUGCCUUGGUACGUAGCUGCCACGGUCAUUUCCAUAGCCCACAUCGACAGCUUAAGGAUGGAGACGGAGACCAGCGCGCCAGGGGAGCAGCCACAGUUCCUGGGAGUGAGAGAGCAGAGAAUCACCGGAAUCAUUGUCUUUGUCCUGACUGGGAUAUCCGUCUUCCUGGCUCCAAUUCUGAAGUAUAUUCCGAUGCCGGUGCUGUAUGGUGUCUUUCUCUACAUGGGAGUUGCCUCUCUGAAUGGCAUUCAGUUCUGGGACCGCUGCAAGCUCUUCCUGAUGCCAGCCAAGCACCAGCCUGACUACGCCUUCCUGCGCCAUGUGCCCCUGCGGCGGAUCCACCUCUUCACCCUGGUGCAGGUCAUCUGCCUAGCUAUCCUCUGGAUCCUGAAGUCCACUGUGGCGGCUAUUAUCUUCCCUGUGAUGAUUUUAGCCUUAAUCUUAGUGAGGAAAAUGCUGGAUUUCGUCUUUUCCCAACACGACCUGGCCUGGAUUGAUAACAUCAUCCCCGAGAGAGAGAAAAAGAAGGAAGACGACAAGAAGAAGAAGAAGAAAGGCAACAAAGGGGAAGAGGAGAGUGAGGAUGAGCCUCGGUUCCCAACACCCUCAGUUAUAAAGAUCCCAAUGGAACCCGUCCAAUCAGACCCCCAAAAUGGUAUCCAUUGCAUUACCAGAAAGAGGUCCUCCAGCUGGAGCUUUGCGUUCUGAUUCCUCUCCUAACGGUUCAGACUUGGAUCGCAGUAUUACGCUUCACCUGAAGAUUUCCUGCCCAUCAUCUCCUGCAUUUAACUACUCCCGAAACCCUCUCUGCGCCAUGC
This is a messenger RNA of Terrapene triunguis (Three-toed box turtle), 3428 nucleotides long. It is a transcript of the gene SLC4A5, whose product is annotated as solute carrier family 4 member 5. The transcript is spliced from 28 exons. NCBI's taxonomy places the organism in Eukaryota, Metazoa, Chordata, Testudines, Emydidae. Bases 7 to 3318 code for a protein of 1103 amino acids. Gene Ontology annotation, molecular function: monoatomic anion transmembrane transporter activity; solute:inorganic anion antiporter activity; sodium:bicarbonate symporter activity. Gene Ontology annotation, cellular component: plasma membrane. The record is from RefSeq and is a predicted model, not a curated record. Gene Ontology annotation, biological process: bicarbonate transport; monoatomic anion transport; transmembrane transport.